Molecule: messenger RNA, 2472 nt
Organism: Cyclopterus lumpus (lumpfish)
Lineage: Eukaryota; Metazoa; Chordata; Actinopteri; Perciformes; Cyclopteridae
Gene: slc18b1
Product: solute carrier family 18 member B1
Exons: 14
Coding region: 134-1486 (450 amino acids)
Biological process (GO): transmembrane transport
Molecular function (GO): transmembrane transporter activity
Source: RefSeq, a predicted model, not a curated record
GACUUCGUUGAGGAAAUGCUAAGCGGUCUCUCAAAGACGGAGUUUUGUCGCCACCAAAGAGGCAACCAGGAGCCGAGAGUCCGCUGUCGGGCUUCUGGAUACGAAACCCGGAAAAGUUUACAACAAGUUAGACAUGGACCCGGAAGUUGACGUUGAGCAAAUAGCUGAAACAGCAGCUCCUGCCCCGAGGAUGACCAGACAGCAGAUUCUCACCAUAAUAUCAAUGGCAUCUGUCAACUUUAGUUCAAUGAUCUGCUAUUCAAUAUUAGGCCCCUUCUUCCCCAAUGAGGCUUUAAAGAAAGGAGCCUCUCAAACUAUCGUCGGUCUCAUAUUUGGCUGCUACGCCGUCUCCAAUUUAAUUGGCUCGUUGGUCAUGGGAAAAUAUAUUGUCCAGAUCGGUGCAAAGUUCAUGCUGGUGAUGGGGCUGUUUGUGUCUUCGGCCUGCACCAUCAUGUUCGGGCUCCUCGACCGGGUUCCCUCGGGAGCCACGUUCAUAAGCAUGUGCUUCAUCGUGAGGUCCAUAGACGCGCUGGGCUUCGCCGCGGCCAUGACCUCCACGUUCGCCAUGACGGCGAAGAUAUUUCCAAACAAUGUGGCCACUAUUUUGGGCUGUAUGGAGGCUUUCACGGGACUCGGCCUGAUCCUGGGGCCGCCGCUCGGAGGGUGGUUCUACCAGUCGUUUGGAUAUGAAGUCCCUUUCAUGAUUCUUGGAUGUUUCCUUCUGAUUAUGGUUCCUUUCAACAUGUACAUCUUGCCGAGCGUCGAAGCCGACCCCUCGAAGGAUUCCUUCUUUGGGCUUCUCGGCAAAGGGAAGAUCAUCCUGAUCUGCUACGCGGUGUUCACGCUCAGUGGAGGUCUGGGCUUCUUGGACGCCACGUUGUCCCUGUUCGCCAUGGAGAAGUUUAAACUGUCAGCUGGCUACGUGGGACUCAUCCUCCUGGGGUUGUCGUUGCCGUACUGCCUGGUAUCACCGCUGAUUGGGUAUAUUACUGAUAAAUAUCCUUCCACCAGGAGUUGGUUUAUUGUGACAGGAGGGGCCGCCACAGCGUUUGGCUUCUUCAUGCUUGGCCCCGCCCCUUUCUUUCACAUCUCCAGUCAGCUGUGGCUGCUGGUCCUCAUGCUCAGUGUGGUCGGGUUGUCCAUCGGCAUGACCGCAAUCCCCAUGUUCCCCGAGAUCAUCUCGUAUGCAUAUGAACAAGGAUAUGAAGAGGGGCUCGGCACUCUCGGAAUGGUGUCUGGACUUUUUGGGGCGUUUUGGUCCUUUGGGAUGUUUUGUGGCCCAACGGUGGGGGGCGUCAUCACGCAACACCUGAGCUUCGAGUGGGCAGCGGCGGUCCAGGGAGGCAUGGCGCUUUUGGGCGCCUUUCUCCUUGCUGUGUACUACGUGUGUCAUCCUCAACAACAACAACAACAACAACAACAACAACAAAGCGUUCGCAAAGACAGUCGAGCAGCAGAUGAACGCACUCCUCUCCUCGCUGAAUGAAGCCCUCGGCUGCACGAGGAAGGACGAAGGACGAAGGACGCCACGCCGAACGGAAAAAACCCUCCAUUAAGUGGUUUUUUAAUGUUUCGGAGAGAUUGUAACGCUUUCGUACGGGUCGGGAACGCAUACGUCCUGUAAAGUGUUGCUUUUGAGAAAUGUCCGGCUCUUAAACGCCCCCCGACGACAAAGCGCUACUUCUGAUCAUUUAAAUAUAUGAUUUUCUAUCGAGCGCGAUGAUGAUAAACGAAUGUAGUACGAAUGAAUGUAGUCGACCGACCGCAAAGUCCAAACUUAAUGUGCCUUUUGUCCCGAAGCUGUAUUCAUGAUCUUAGCUUUCCGCAUCACAUGACCUGGAUUUCAGCCGCUGGCCGCAUUCACGGCAACUUGAAGACAAUAAGUUGUUCUGAUCUGUGGAGCGACUUGUUCUUUAGGUCACAGUGGAGCUCGCUGUGAUUCAACAGGGACCAUUGUGUCACUAACUGCACUUUUUGUGUGUUGUUUUCUGACCGAACAAUUUUAAUGAUUGUGGGGUUUUUUUGCACUGAUUUAACAUAAAAACUGAAAUUACGCCAAUGUCUGUGCGCGCCGUAUCCUCUUACUAGCAUCUUAAAAUAAAAAGAUAUUAACAUGUCAAAAAGCAUAUAAUAAUAUAACUUACAAACAUUCAUUUAUAUAUGCAAGUCUACUUAAACGCUGAGUCUAAAAUAAUAGCAACAAGCAGAAUAAUUAUCAUCUUAUUUGCAUUGUUUCUUAAGUACAUUCCAUAAAUCUGCAUACAUAAUCAAAAUAGCCCGUGAGCGUAUUUAUUUAAUAAAAAGUGUGACUUUACAUGUGCUUAAAUUGGAAAGGAAUACAUUUGUAUUUUUAUAUAGCUUUCUAGAAGUGGCGUAUAAAAAAAAACAUUCAUCUCCUACAGGCUAAGAGAAUACAACUACAAUAUUGGAGACAUUUUGUAUUCUAUAUGUUCAGUAAAAUUAUACACAAUA